UCCCAGCUCCGCCCAAACAUGGAACUAUGACGGCGGGACAUGCGGGGCCUGCCUCUACGCGUGAUAUCUAGCUAUCCAACUUUCCACCAGAGUGCUACACUACAUGACGAUGCAAUUGCCGGGCAUGCACCGCAGUAGCACGCGAUCCCAACGCCGCCAAUCUCUGCCCCCCGACGAUAGCCAGCCAUCGCUUCACGUAGCUCCCGCGCUGUGCAUGGGUGGAAAGACCGAGAUUUCUAUAUCACGCCUCCACCCGCUCAACCCUGGUCUCUUCCUUUGCCGCUCAUCUUAUCUUGCUACGAUUGCCCGUGUGACUUGACGGCUUCACACCAUGGACAUCAGAGGACAGCAGCCCUCCACUUGGGACGACUACGACGGCGUCCACAGAGGCUCAGUAGACUCAACAGGAAGCCAUGUGCAGUGGGAUCAGCUCGAGAGAAGACCGAGCGGAGAGAGUGGCGCGGGCACUGGACGGUGGUCAGGAAGGGUCGGUGAGCUGAGACGGCGGAGAUCUUCGAUUUCUCAGCAAAUCGGCGCUCUAGGCGAUGCGGGCGGCGUCAACAGCAUCAACAACUUCGCCCGUUCAUGGCAGCGUGCUGCAGGCUUCUUUGAGAUUACGCCCGUGCGCCCCUCCUUCCGUGUCGAUGCAGAAGACGACGACGAAGAAGAAGACGAGUCCUCUGCUUUCUCGCGAAGUGGACUACCCACACCCGUUCUAGACCAGCGAUCAGCGCUACGACAAGCUUUGCAGACAGAGGGAAGGCGCGCCUCGGACAAUGCCGUGGCGGAUGAAGAGCAUGGCGCAACAGAGCACACACACCUGCUCCCCAACACCGUCGAGCAGCGACUGAGGGCGAGAGAGUCGAGCAUCUUUCAGAUUGAGCCCUCGCUCUCUUCGCCAUUUGGAGGAAGCUAUGGCACCGGCUACGGAAGUCUCUCUGCGCGCGUCAAUGAGUCUUCCAUGCGCCAUGCCGGCCGCCUCUUCACAGAGCAGCAGCUGAAGGGUGUCACAGAGCCAGAGCAGGAACGAGAGCCGCUUCUCGUAAAGCAGAUCGAGGAAGACGGCCACAUCAUCAACGUGGUUGUCGGCCAAUCCACGCUUCCGCAAACCAUCUUCAACUCGGUCAACGUCUUGGUUGGUGUAGGGUUGCUAACGCUACCCUUGGCCUUGAAAUAUUCCGGAUGGCUAAUAGGAAUGAUAUUCCUGGCCUGGUCGGCUGUGGUGACUGCGUAUACGGCUAAGCUGCUUGCGAAGUGCUUAGAUGUGGAUAGCUCACUCAUUACCUUUGCGGACCUCGCAUACGUUUCCUUCGGUAACAAAGCUCGAAUUGCUGUCAGCAUCCUAUUCUCGCUCGAGCUGUUAGCUGCUUGUGUGGCGCUAGUAGUCCUCUUCGCUGACAGCAUGGACGCCCUCAUUCCUGGCUGGGACGUCAUGCAAUGGAAGAUUGUCUGCGGACUGAUCCUCAUACCGUUGAGCUUCCUACCUCUCCGCUUCUUGUCCUUCACAUCUAUCCUGGGAGUGAUGUCCUGUUUUGGAAUCACACUCGCCGUAUGGGUCGACGGACUGAUCAAGCCUGAUAGUCCCGGUUCUAUCCGCCAACCCGCUACCCAGUACCUCUUCCCGAAGAACUGGCUCACUAUCCCGCUAUCCUUCGGCCUCCUCAUGUCUCCCUGGGGCGGUCACUCCGUCUUUCCCAACAUCUAUCGCGAUAUGCGACAUCCGUACAAAUACCGCAAGGCCGUCGACGUUACGUACAUCUUCACAUACAUCAUCGAUCUCGGCAUGGCGUGCGCGGGUAUCCUCAUGUUUGGUGAUGAUGCACGGGAAGAGGUCACGAGUAACAUUUUCUUGACGAAGGGCUAUCCCGCGGCAUUGAGUGUCUGCGUUGCGAUAUGCAUUGCCAUUAUCCCCCUCACGAAAGUGCCGCUAAAUGCACGACCUAUUGUCUCGACCCUGGAAGUCCUCUUCGGUCUCGACACGCGCUCCCUUGCCGCUUCAUCGAGCCUGAUUGGCAUGUCCGGCUUCAAUCGCGGAUUGUUCAAGAUUCUCCUGCGAGUUGUUACGAUUAUUAUUUUCGUCGUUAUUGCCAUUGUUUGCCCGUCGUUUGAUCGCAUCAUGACGCUCCUCGGUAGCGUAGCGUGCUUCAGCAUUUGCAUCAUCUUGCCGCUGGCGUUCCAUUUGAAAUUGUUUGGGAAAGAGAUUAGCAAAGGCGAAAAGACAAUGAACUGGACCCUAAUCGUGGUCAGCACUAUCAUGGCGAUUGUCAGUACGGUGUUUGCUUGCGUCCCCAAGGAGCUUAUUGGCGCUUAAAGGGAAAGAAGACGUAAAUACUGCAUUGCAGACCGAAGGUGAACGUGUUUCAUAGUAUUUGUUUGUAUUGUACAAAGCUUGAUAUCCAUUGAUUGGGCAUGUUCGGCGCUCUUGUUGCAUUUGGCAGGCUUUUGACGGUUAGUAAUUUUUACUAGAUAGUCCACUUUCUCACUUCAGCUGAAAUGAAUAUGUCUCACGUUCUCAGUUUUAUUGUGUCACAUUUCAUCUUGAAGCAUACCUUAUUUGCCUCCCGUUGC
Cucurbitaria berberidis CBS 394.84 is the source of this 2568-nucleotide messenger RNA. Its product is annotated as vacuolar amino acid transporter-like protein 1. The record is from RefSeq and is a predicted model, not a curated record. Gene Ontology annotation, molecular function: amino acid transmembrane transporter activity. Gene Ontology annotation, cellular component: vacuolar membrane. Gene Ontology annotation, biological process: amino acid transmembrane transport. Lineage: Eukaryota; Fungi; Ascomycota; Dothideomycetes; Pleosporales; Cucurbitariaceae. The coding region runs from base 332 to 2311 and encodes 659 amino acids. The transcript is spliced from 3 exons.